AUGUCUUUUGCUGAACAGCUAAGGCGGCAGAGAUCUGCCAUAUCAGCUUCUUACUCUACCGACUAUACGCACAAAAAGUCGCUGGUAUAUGAACAGUCAGCGUCAAUUAACCAGGAGAAAUGUUAUACAGAUUGCUUAAAGGAAUUAGUCAAGUUACGGGACGUUGAUCCAGAGCUAAAGAGAUUUGAGGAAUCAUUGUUUUCCCCUAAUUCUCUUCGGCUUCAAAUGUGUAGUAUAUAUCCAGCUCAAAAAAGAGCCAUCGAUGAACAAGUUCGCUUAUUUCUUUUCAUGAUUGACAAGCAUAUUCGAACCUCUGAGGCGUCCUGGGCCUUAGAGUGGCUUGUUUUUAAGUACGAAGUUCCGCGCCAUUACGUCGAUGACUUUAUGCGUCUUAUGAUACCUCACUAUGAAUCUGGACUUUUCAUAAAAGCCAUACAGCUUCUCGACUACAACGAUAUUAGUCCAGAUUGGCGUUGGUUGAAGCCAUAUGCGGAGCGUGGUACUCCGUUAAGUAGGCACGAAUUUUACAGAGCCUGUUAUAAUCAAACAACUUUAAUUCCAUUCAUCGCCAAAUCUAUGAACACUUGUGCUAAAUUCGAAUCCGAGUUAAGGCUGGAUAGAAUUUCAAACUUCUGCAACUUUUUCACUUACACGCUUGUUGGUAUAUUUGGAUUGGAACUACCUAUACAUAAAAAGGCUAAAAUUGUUAAUGCUUUGCAAGGAACGCUCAGAAAGGGCUUACGAAGUGAUAUUAUCGCUUUUAAAAGUUCAGCUACUUGUGUCGUUCUAUGUAUUGCAUGUUCUAUGACCCUCAAUCGCGAAUUGGUAUUGGAUUGGAUUAGUUGCCUUUUGAAGACCACAAUCAAUGGAGAUGAAUAUAAAACCAUUCGAUCGGUUCGUCUCUUGAUGAAAUGUCAAGGCAUCUCACUCCUUCCCGACGAGCUUGCGGUUGUUUAUGAAAAUUCACUUAACGAACUAAUUCCACUAGAACGUGGAGUAAUAGAAGACAUGGAAGUAAACCAACUUAUGAAUGGUGAUGUAUCUGCUUUGGCAACUACUAGUCUUGAACAAUCAGAACGUGUUCAGAAGUCAACUAUUAUGAUGGAUGUUGAACUCACAGGAAAAGACGUAAACGAGCAGCAGGAUAAGGUACAAGAGACCAAUAUGAAAAAGAAGCAUAAGAAACUUACCAUAAAGCGAGUUCUGAAAAUGUCUAUCGAACAGUUAUUUGCAAGGGAUCUUUCAAUGCAAGAGCAAUUCGAAGUCGUUCAUCGCAUUAUUGGGACCCAUGGGGUUUGUGUGAUGCAGAAGUCCGAAUGCGAAUGUCUAUCAGAAUGUCGGCCAGAAUGUGACUUACGUGAAAAUUGGCUAGCGGAUUUUCUAAUCUCAACACUUGCAUCAUUUACGCAAUCCGAAAGUUUGGAACAAGGAUUGUACACGGAAGAUGCCGAUGCUAUGCUAGUUCAUCAACAGUGCAAAGCUGCACUUCAAAUAGUCAAAGUCGCAUUUACUUGCUCCAAGGACGGUGCCAAUGUCUCUUUAGUGAAAGCCCUUGACAAAGCUUUCCCCUGUGUGUUAUCUGCCUUGGUGCAUCCUGUUGGCGAGGUCCGUGUUGUUGCUUACGAAACUCUUGGACUCUACCUUGAUGAAUUUGGAAGGUUCUCGAGCACUACGACGCUCAAUUAUGUCAGUUCUUUCCUCAUUGACGUUCAAGAAAAAGCAGAAAUCAUAACUGAUUCUACGAAGUCUUUACUUCAAGGUGAUUCAUUAUCAGCACUAGUUCGGACCACCACAGAUCUAGUUCAGGCAGUGUUCCGUCUGUUUUGCAGACAACCAAUAAAAGACGACACAUACUCCCAAAUGUGCUGGUUCUCUGCGGCUCAACUCUUUCAAAACGACCUUUUGAGUUCUGUCAUCCAACUUGGCUCUUCUUCUGAAAACGGUUCUGGUGUCAAGUGUGGAUGGAGCGCUUUGCUUCAUCUCUUGAAAGGUCCCCCCUUUAAGAGAUUCGAAGUUGUGCACCUACUUUGUCUCAGCAAGUUGGAUGCAUUCACUUUGCCUACUUUGGGGUCACUCUGCUCCCCUACUUCAAAUCAGAAAUUACUGGAUGAAACCCCAUUCUAUGAGAAUGAGCUUUUGUAUUCUCUUAUUGACUAUGAAUGUCCCAGCAAGAGUCUGAAUACUCGGCUUUCAUCCAUUUUACCUAGACUCCUUUUAAAAGUUGAGAACUAUACCUUUCUGCUGGAGAGAUUGGAUCCCAGCUUCAAUAAUCAAACCCGGUCACUUUCUUCGAGACUCGCUAACAGGAACAGAAAUACCAAUGACGCAUUUGAUAUCAGACGUCUUUCCAUUCUCCAAGUUAUUCUCACAUCCCUAGCUUCGGAAAUGUAUCGUUUGCAAACUUCCUCUACAGUAGAAAAGCGUGAAUCACUACAACGUACAGGUUCGAGCUCUUCUCUCUUGUCAUUUGUUGGUGAUUCUUUAAAACUUGGAACUAAACGUCGUUCUUCAAAACUUGGUCGUGGAAGGUUAACUGCAUUUGGAGAUACUUCAUCCAAGGAAAAUGAAGAAGGUUCCUCCAUGAAAGAUCUUGUCCAUCCAUUGAAUAGUCAUUUGCUUGCAUGCGUUCAAACGCUUCAGACUGGAAGCAAACAUCGAAAGCGGGUGGCUGACGAAACUAUGUCAACAGAUAGUGAUAGCGACGAGGGCGUAGUUGAUGAUGACCAUAACCCCGAAACCAAAGUUUCGAAUAGCACAAAUCUCCAAGAGCAAACGUUAGCCUGUUUACUAGAGGUGCUCAUUGCUCUGACAAAACUCUUCGAGGUGGGAAAUAAGAUCAAAUCAGCUGACAAGUCUAGAUCCGGUCGAAAGUCUCCCCUUAUGCCUACUUGUUCUGUGAAAGCUGUCAUGGGGAGCAUCUUCAGUUUUCUUCAUAUUUUCGAGUUGUCAGUGAAUGUUCAACGUCAGGCUGUGUUAUGCCUUGUUGAAAUGGCAUCUCUCUUUCCCGUGACACUGUGUGAACAAUUGCUGACUCUAAUUAAAUGGAUUAGUGGCACUAAUCAGGGUCAUUCAAUCUUCUUUCAAAUUGACAAUGUUCAAAAUCUCCACCUUAUGGAUCGGUUGAUUUGCACUGCCAUACCAGCUCUUUUGAAGGUCUCUAACUCUCGGAUUGAGGCUGGGUUGAAAGUUCUUGACGUCUUUGUCCGUGGACUGCCGGACUUGCCUACUAACCAUCCCCGACGUUGUUUGACCUUCUAUGCCGGUCUUGUACGUGGUCUAGCUGAUGUUACCGCUCCUACCCCUCUUACAGAAACGGGCAUUAACAAGCGGGUUGCAAAACAAUUCGCUCUUUCUGGAUGGUUAUGGACUGCAGCUAUUGCUUUCUUCAACACAAACUAUCCAACUGACGAAACAGCUAAUUUCGUGCCUUCAUUGCUCACGGAUCUUUUUAAUCAGUUCGAGUUGACUUAUCAAUUAGGCGCCUGGCAACAAUGCUUUAAAUUCUAUCUGUACCUUAUUUCGAAUCCUUCGGUUUUGAACUUGAAGAAAGCUCAGGAGAAUCAAUCUAAGCGUCCGCGUUUGGAUAUAUCUCACGAAGAAUCCUGCGACUGCGAGUACAAUUUUCUUCUAAAGCACCUUUCCAAAUCUGAUAGAGUCAAUCUUUUCGAUCAAGUUUCCUUGAGUGGUCGGAAGCGAAGUCGAUCAAGUGAUUGCGUUCCUCGUUCUGGCAGUGAAAUUCGUCUCUGGCCCCUAUUGGCCAACGUCAGUGCAUUCUUCACCAAUCUCCUCGAAACACCUGGUCAUCGCAUUCGCCAAGAGAAUGCUGUCAAGGAUUCCUUAGUUAAGAUUCAGGAAUCUUUUGAAGACAUUGUGCCACUUGUCGUUCAAUUGCUUAUUUCCAGCACAACAUCUACGAUUGAGGCGGAUGUCUCCGACGAUGAUGCUAUUACUCGCAAAGAUGCCAUCGUCAAUCUCCAAUCACUUCUGGUUAAGAUGAAUGGCCUGAUGUCUAGUCAGACGUUUUUGAGGUCUGUUGGUCGUUUGAUGUCAUUCAAACAGACCAAUUUGACAAGAAAGGCACUAGAAUUGCUCUUGGCUAAAUUGGAAAGUCUUACAUCUAAGUGUCCAAAUCCAGCUCAACUUCUUACCAAGCAGAGUGUUAAACCCCUUCCUAAAAUGGAAAACACGCUCAAAGAAGGUCUUGUUGACAUUUUGGACAAACUCUCAUCUUCAAUCAUUACUUCCAGCAACAUUCUUAGUUCAGAUAGGAACACCAUUUUACAAUUCUCUUGCCUUCAAAAACUUGCACAAUUGUUGUGUGAGGCCUAUCCUGAAAUGAUGGUUAAGAUAUUAGAUCACCUUCUAUCAAUCAAUGUUUCUAACUGGUGGCCUUCUGAUAGUGAUGGAGUUAGUAAAACGGCUAAGAUGGCUACUGAAGCUGCUGAUGUGCGAUCUAUGGUCUGCCUAUUUGCCUUCACGUGUUUGGCCCAUCUGUCACCUUCAUUUAUUUCAAUUCGCGGUCCUAGCUCAUCUUUAGUAACAAGAAAUAGGAUUCGAAAGGCCCUUCGAUUUGCUCUCAAUCACGCCUCAACUGCCUGUGGCUUGGCAGAUCGCCCUGUGGGUUCGACCACAGCAGUUACUGGGGUCCUCCGCUCGUGUGAACAGCACCUUCAGGCUGGCGUGACACUCAUGCUUGGAGCUUUCGAGUUCAGUAUUAAGGCUAACAUCGAUGAUCAGUCUGAGCUAGUUCUUCAGGUACUAAGCGAAGAAGUUUCCUCUGUGAAUCGUAACGGACAUGCCUCAUCGGAGGCACUUGAUGCCUCCCUCUUCAAAUUUGUUUUCCGGACAACAAAUCUCAAUCUCGCUGUUGCUACUAAGGCCAAUCCUGAGCGUUCAUCUGUUUCACUGAAACAGAGCGUUGCACUCUUAAACCGCUUAAGAAAUCAACUGGUUGCUCUUCCAGAAUCGGUUUAUACACUCAGAUUGGCGUAUGACCUCUUGAAAGACGCUAAACCAGAUACUGAUUCGGAUCUUCUUUCUGGUGGUCUGGAAUUCAUUUCUCGCCAUGCAGAUCGUAUGCUCGCAGUAUCUGCGAAGGGUAGUGUCGAUUUAGAUGCCUCAGCAUCUGGUGAAGAAAGUAGUAACACUCUCGACAUUACCUACGCAUCAGAACCUCUCCUUGUUUGGAAUAUCAUUUGUUUAGGGCUUGAGUGCCAUCCAGUUUCUUCAGCCCAAAACGGUUUAGACUCAAAUGUUGCUAAGGCAGCAGGUAUGGCUUGUGCCUCACUUUUGACUGCUCUAAGUCAUAAUAGUCGUCUACAAUUAAUUGGGCAAUGUCUUCGAUGGCUGGUUUUGGACAGUCCGAGCUCCUCAGUUGUUAUGUCACGACUUGCGAGCUUUUUCACUGUUCUUCACUUAUUGGCGUCCAAACUCUCAGUACAAAAUUUCCUAAAUCUAAUCAAAGAAACUUUCCUGCCUCAUCUCUUUAUAUGUACACUUUCCCUUUUAUCCGGCGAAAACAGAUCCAAGAGAGUCAAAAAUAUUGCAGAUCAAUUAGAGCUCUCUUAUCUUGCAAAAUGUUUUUCAAGUGGCAUAUCAAACGCGAAUUCAUCGAUUGCUGGUUCAUGUGCAAGAGCAACCUACGCGGCUAUAACAGCCUGGCUUCAGGCCGAAGCUGCUUCAUCAACUUGUCUAGAUACAGCAGGCACGGAAGCAGUUCUUGCUCUUCCACAGAUUAUUGUUCAACCCCUUUCAUUUCCCAUCUUGGGUCUUACUGAAAUUGAUCUUGUGCCCUGUGUAGAUGCCUUUCUUAAAGCAAUUAAUGGUGAUGAAGCUCUUUUACGACCUUUUGGAUCAUCCCUCUGUGCUCUACUCAGAAAUGCUCAAUGGCGAAUUCGCUUGGCUGGCGUGCACCUACUUAGACAGACCUUUGAAAUUCUUACAGAGGGAGACAAUGGAGAGCUUGGCUUGCUAGCUUGUCUUCAAACAGACAUGUACACUGCCUUGACAGAAGCAAUGGAAGAUAAAAAGCCAGAGGUUGAAGCCGCUGCCAAUAGAUUAUUCGCUGAGCUUGAAGGCGCUGGUGUCACUAUGGCGGAUUGA
This is a messenger RNA of Rodentolepis nana, 6102 nucleotides long. Lineage: Eukaryota; Metazoa; Platyhelminthes; Cestoda; Cyclophyllidea; Hymenolepididae. The record is from the annotation of a GenBank genome assembly.